AUGGGUAGAUCUCUAUGUCUUCUCAAAUACAAGCAGACAAUUGAUGAAUCUAGAAAGCUCCGAGCCCUUGGUGAUAGGAAGAACACCGAGCACGGUGCUUCAGACGACCCUAAAGCACCCGCCUACUGGAAUAUUUAUACCGUCCUGAAGCAUACAAUCAACCCGGGUGGCCGGCUGCCCUACCUUGUGAUCGCCACUCACUGCCAUUUCGACCACAUCCUAGGCAUUGGUCUGCUCCCACCAACCGACUCAGGGCCGCAACAUCAGAAUGUAGACCAGAGAACGGGACCCAUAACGGCCGUUCUUUCGUCGGCACAUAACAAAAGCCACAUCAGUCCAUGGAAGCAGGAUUUCGUGUACUCGCCGAGCACGUCUAUAAACGUUCCUACUGGAAUCACCAUUUUCCACACACCGGGCCAUACCCCAGACUCCCUAACAUGGUAUGACAAAGACUCCCGUCUCCUCUACGUUGGAGACAGCUUCUACGAGACCAAGUCCGAGGAUACGAAAGAAUGUCAAUUGGAAGGAGAAAUGCGCGCCCCGAUCCUCUUUGAAGAAAGAAGUCAUCUCUUAACCUGGUGGAGGAGCUUGGACAAAGUGUUGCAAUUUACAAAGGAGCAAAAUGCUCAGUUGGAACACCAGUACACUAGAUCCGGACCACCACCGCGUGUGGCGAUAUCUGCUUCGCAUGUCACUACUACUUCGCCUGAUGCAGAACCGUUCUUGUUUUCGAUACGGGCAUUUAUGUCGCGUAUCCUUCGGGGCGAAGUUAAAACGACACCACCCGAUAGCGGUGUACUUCCUUUCAAGGACGUCAUGGUCUACGACGAUGGCCCGCAAGCUGCUGCUUCGAAGAACUUUGAGUGGAUUGUCUGGGCACCUAAGCGAACUAUCGAAGAGGGCGUCUGGGAGAUACCGAGAGAAGAGUUGUCGUGA
Penicillium expansum is the source of this 936-nucleotide messenger RNA. RefSeq names its product MBL fold metallo-hydrolase. The transcript is spliced from 2 exons. The record is from RefSeq and is a predicted model, not a curated record. Bases 1 to 936 code for a protein of 311 amino acids. Lineage: Eukaryota; Fungi; Ascomycota; Eurotiomycetes; Eurotiales; Aspergillaceae.